GCGACGAUUGUACUAACUUUUUCGUUUCCCUCGUGAAAGUUUUAUUUAUAAGUCGAGGGUUUACAUAUGAAAAGAGAACUAGCAGCUGUGUACCGCGACAGCGACAGUCCACAUGAGCUCUUAAUGAUAAAUAGCAUAACUUUAUCAUUAAGACGUAAAGCAGCUGGGACAUUACAAGCAUGAUGGAAGCAACUGAUGGGGAAGAGUUGAUCAGAGAGGCUGCUGAACAUGUAGCACCCCCCAAUGGUGUAAUCAAUGAAGUGCUUGACGCGGGACAGGAGGACAAUAUGCAAGAACAGAUGGAGGAGUUUCUGGGCCCACAGCCUGAAUACAAUGAGGAGGAGGAGGAGAGGAAGUACUACAGAAGGAAGAAGCUGGGAGUGAUCAAGAAUGUGAUUUCAGCCAGCGUCGCAGCAAUGAUCGUAUAUGGAGUUUACAUGGGGCUCUUACAGAUGCAGCUGAUCCUCCAUUAUGACAUGACGUAUCGCGAGGUGAAGUACAGCAACCUCGGGCUUCAGGAUAUCGACCAAAAGAUGAUGAUGGGAAUCAACGUCACCCCCAUCAUAGGUCUGCUUUACACCCCUCUGCUCAUCAGGUUUUUAGGCACCAAGUGGAUGAUGUUUUUAGCUUCAGGGAUCUAUGCUCUGUUCGUGUCCACUAACUACUGGGAGCGGUACUACACCCUGGUCCCAUCAGCUGUGGCCAUUGGAGCGGCAAUUGUGCCUCUUUGGGCGUCACUAGGGCACUACAUGACCAGGAUGGCCCAGCAGUAUUACGAGUAUGUGAAUUAUAAAGAGGAGCACGUUCAGGAGCAGAAGAAGCUCCCGAAAGGCGCCUGUCACAGCUACAUCAUUGUUUUCCACUCUGUCUUCCACAUUAUCUUCAACUUAAGUUUCGUCUUUGCUCAGUUCCCCAUGCGUCUCAUCCUGCAUCACUACCUCAUUGACAACCAAGCACACAUUCUCUGCAACGUCAAGUCAUGUGGUGCCAAGAUAAGUGGAGUGAUCCCUGGGUUUAAUACGACUGUGUUACUCAGCCUGCCUCGGUCCAAGCUGUUGAUUGUAGUUGAAAGCGUCCUCAUGUCCUUUGCCUUUUUGGCUAUGAUCAUGUUCCUGGUUUUGUGUGGUCCAGCCUAUCGUCCAACAGAAGAGAUUGACCUCCGCAGCAUCGGGUGGGGAAACAUCUUCCAGCUCCCAUUCAAGCACCACCGGGAUUAUCGCCUGAGACUCCUCUGUCCUUUCUUCAUCUACAGCGGUUUCGAAAUAGUAUUUGCUGUGUCUGGAUUCUCACUGUCCUAUGGUGUCUGUGCAUUGGGGCUAAAGCAACUGUGGCUCAUCAUUGUUGUCUAUGGACUUUCUGCAUCGGUUUUCUCCUCCCUGUCCUUGUGCCUGCUGCGCCUGCCCCGCUGGGUGUGCCUGAUAGGGGGUGCUAUUGUCCAUGGGGCUCUCAUCAUUGCUCUCCUGGCGUUUUCCCCGGUCCCAGGAGGGAAUCAGUGUGGGACAGUCCAACCUCAAAACAGCCCAGACUACCUUGCACCGAUCCUGAUCAUAGCAAUACUGUGGGGUCUCGGGACAGCUCUGAACAAAACUGGAGUUGGGAUUCUGGUCGGCAUUCUGUACGCAGAAGAGAAAGAACGUCUUGACUUUGUUUACACCAUCUAUCACUGGCUUCAGGCUGUGGCCAUUUUUGUAGUGUACUUGUGGUCUGAAAUGCCUAUGAGGGCCAAACUGUCUAUCCUUUUGGCAACGUUAUUGUUGGCCUGUUAUUGUUACUGGGUGAUGGAGAGAAGGCUGGUCAGAAGAGUGCCCUACAGAUUGCCUCGAAUUCCCCGUCCAAAACACAAGGUCAAAGGUUACCGAUAUCUGGAAGAGGACAACUCCGAUGAGUCAGACUCAGAAGACAGCGAUGAAGAUGAUGAAGACUAUGACAAAGAAGAAGAGACAGAGGACGAGGAGCAUGUGCCCGGGGAGGAGGGCAACCACGGAUACGAGGGUGACCAUGAUUACGAGGGUGAUCAUGAUGGAGGGGCAUGCGGACACGACUCACCCAAGGGUCAGAGGCGACACCGGCGAGAGAAAGAGAAAGGGGUGAGGGAGGGGGAGAGGGGGAGGGCUGGUGAAAGGAAUGGGGAAAAUGUGGAGAAAAUAUGAACAAAGGAUGGUCAUAGGGAUCUCAUGAUGUAAAAUACUGUUAUUCCAAUUUCUGAGAGAAAUUGAUUCACACAGAAUCUACAUUAAAAUUGGAACUAAACUGGAACUAAACCUGGAUUAAACUAGUCCAGGACUAUCCAUAAAUCUACAUUAGGACUAAACUGGGCUCACAUGUGUGAAUGCAUGCAUUGUUAAUUCAUACAAUGAGCAAAACAGCUGUAUACAUUAUAAUUCUAAACAUUAUCCAAACCCCUUCUAAAAAAGUACAGAUUCUGGUCAUCCAAUAACAGGACAAUAAGCAGUUGCAAAGUAUAGUAUAGCAUACAGAGUAAUACAGAGUAUAGCAUUUUUUUAGUUUUACAUGUUGAAAUGCACUUUGUUCAUGUAUCAUCAUUCUUACUUACAUUCAUAAGAUAGGCAAUUAAGGAAAAACAUUUGUUCUCACUAUUUACUAUUGGCAAUAAAAAUUACUAAUUCAACUUUAGAUUUUUCAGACAGCCAAGAUUGAAUUACAUAUGUCUUUGAUUUGCCUGUUACAUAAUGCUUUAUAAAUAUGUUGGACACAUUACAAUAUAAAAGUAUUUACACUGGCCAGACAUGUUUGAGAGAGAGAUCUGAAGCUGUUUCAGGUAUAUAUUUUGUCAGCAGCUCUGAAAAUCAUUGCUCAAAAGAAGUGAAGAAUUGAUUUUGCUGAAAUUGCACUCAGUGUUUUAAUGAAGUAAUUUAAGUCUUUUAGUAAGUAGUAAUUCAAGUUUUUAAUGUCUACAGUUGUCUGAGUGCUAAGAAAAAUCCUUAGCUGUGUCCAUCACAAGCCUUCUUUUGUUUAUUUGUAUUUGUUAUUUUUCAGCUAACUAACUAUGCUCAUUAUCUGACUGGCUGCCAUUGAUGCUCAGACGAUAAUGCUCUCUUCACAAUUUGGCUGGUUACCUGCUCUACAUUGUGAUGUUGGUUAAAGGUACCAUAUGAAACGUUCUGGAAAAGGCACGGCACCUGCAUGAUUCUAUGAAAAUAAUAUGUUAAAACUAUACUUUAUUUGUGUUCAGUUUAAGCACCUUAGCAGCAACAUACAAUAAUAAUAGGCCAACAGUUCAUCAGAUCCAGUGUCAGUGCAGUUUGAGUUGAGUAACAUCCCUCAGGGUAAAAGUGUCCGUCCUCUCUGUCCUGAAGCUGGAGCAUCACAGCUGUGUCCCGGGGAAGCCAGGUGAGCUCUUAACCCUAACCCUACUCUGGAAACACAACACAAAGACUAUGCAGAUCUCUACACUCUGUUGUUUUGGUUGGUGAUGAGACAGGCCAUUCCCUCGUUUAUCCUCUGGAACAUCUGCCAUAUUUGGUGUAGAAAGUCUCUUCCAUUGUCGUAAAAAAGUCUGUUGCAUUUUAGAGCUAGCUGGUUAUCAUAACUAGCUCCAUACAGGGUUGCCAUGGAUACAGGAAAAACAAACUGCUCAAAUCACACAACCCUGAACGUGUGUCCUUUCAAAUGCACAAGCUGCGCAUUUCUUAGUUCAAGGCCAAAAUCCCAAUAUGUUAAGUUAAAAAUGUACGGGGAAAAAAAAAAAAAAAAAAGACUACUCAAUGUGCCAGUGUGCCAAGAGCAUCUAACCUUGACCAUGGCAACCACGGAAAGGUUUUAUGCUAUACUGUGGAUGUGAAGAUUAUACUCAUAACUAAGGUUUUCAGUGCAAUAUAAAUAAAACCAAAAUAAAAUGAAAAACAGUACAUUAUUUUUACUUUUACAAUCCAGUCAGCUGAAAACACACUGCUUUAAUAGAGAAUUAAAAUGAGAUUUAUUAAGGUACUGCAUAGCUGAAUGAAAGAAAAAGUAAUUGUUGUUGAAAGUAUUCAAUUUGUAAAACCUAUAUUUUUUAUAGAUUGGGGUUUGACAAUGGUGUGAUGUACACUUUGACAUUUUUUUUGUAAAGUGCGUUAUAUUACUGCUAUAAUUGUCAAUUUACUGAUGCUUUGUUUUGACCACUGAAGAUUUGUGGUACCAAAUCACACAUUAAUUCCACUUAUGUUUCUAAAACGUGUCAAAGCUGACUAUUUUUGCACUGUGGUGAUAGGGGUACUGAUUAAAACAGCAUGUGUUUUAUGAUUAAACAAUGUGUCACUAUCUUA
Boleophthalmus pectinirostris (great blue-spotted mudskipper) is the source of this 4268-nucleotide messenger RNA. It is a transcript of the gene unc93b1, whose product is annotated as unc-93 homolog B1, TLR signaling regulator. Gene Ontology annotation, molecular function: Toll-like receptor binding. Gene Ontology annotation, biological process: toll-like receptor signaling pathway; toll-like receptor 3 signaling pathway; toll-like receptor 9 signaling pathway. NCBI's taxonomy places the organism in Eukaryota, Metazoa, Chordata, Actinopteri, Gobiiformes, Gobiidae. Gene Ontology annotation, cellular component: endosome; lysosome. The transcript is spliced from 13 exons. The record is from RefSeq and is a predicted model, not a curated record. The coding region runs from base 180 to 2150 and encodes 656 amino acids.